Tympanuchus pallidicinctus (lesser prairie-chicken) is the source of this 993-nucleotide messenger RNA. It is a transcript of the gene NEUROD4, whose product is annotated as neuronal differentiation 4. Gene Ontology annotation, biological process: regulation of DNA-templated transcription; nervous system development. The transcript has a single exon. Gene Ontology annotation, molecular function: protein dimerization activity. The coding region runs from base 1 to 993 and encodes 330 amino acids. The record is from RefSeq and is a predicted model, not a curated record. Lineage: Eukaryota; Metazoa; Chordata; Aves; Galliformes; Phasianidae.
AUGACGAAGGCGUACACCAAGCCCAAGGAAAUGGCAGAGCUGGUGGGCACCCAGGGCUGGAUGGACGAUGCGCUGAGCUCCAAGGAUGAGCUGAAGGCAGAGAACGGCAGGCAAGGACCUUUCGGGUUGGUGCCGGGCUUGAACGAAGAGCACGACAGCAUUGAGGAGGAAGAGGAGGAAGAGGAUGAUGGGGAGAAGCCGAAGAGAAGAGGACCAAAGAAGAAGAAGAUGACCAAGGCCAGGUUGGAGAGGUUCAGGGCUCGGCGGGUGAAAGCCAACGCUCGGGAGCGCACACGGAUGCACGGACUGAACGAUGCCCUGGACAACCUGAGGAGGGUGAUGCCCUGCUAUUCCAAAACCCAGAAGCUGUCCAAGAUCGAGACGUUGAGGUUGGCCAGGAAUUACAUCUGGGCUCUGUCGGAGGUGCUCGAAACGGGGCAGACUCCGGAAGGCAAAAGCUUCGUGGAAAUGCUCUGCAAAGGUUUAUCCCAGCCCACCAGCAACCUGGUGGCCGGCUGCCUGCAGCUGGGGCCGCAGACCUUAUUCCUGGAGAAGCACGAGGAGAAGAACCCCGCGUGCGAGUCGGCCAUUUCCAGCCACUCCUUCGCCUACCAAUCCCCGGGGCUGCCCAGCCCACCCUACGGCUCGAUGGAAACCCACCUGCUGCACCUCAAGCCCCCCGCCUUCAAGAGUCUGGUGGAUGCAUCUUUUGGGAACCCCCCCGACUGCACCACUCCCCCUUACGAGGGUCCCCUCACGCCGCCCCUGAGCAUCAGUGGGAACUUCUCCUUGAAGCAGGACGGCUCUCCAGAGCUGGAUAAGCCCUACGCCUUCAUGGCUCACUACCCUUCGGUCAGCCUGGCUGGGGCACACGGACAUCCCACCCACUUCCAAAACGCAGUGCCCCGCUAUGAGAUCCCCAUAGACAUGAGCUACGAGUCCUACCCUCACCACGUGGCCGGGCCUCAGCUCAACGCCAUCUUCAACGAGUAG